AGGGCCCAGCUGGAAUCGGCAGUGGGCUGGAAGGCAGUCAGACUGAGACCAUGGAGCUCAGUGUCUUCCUCCUCCUUGCUUUCCUCACAGGUCUCUUGCUUCUCCUGGCCAGGGGCCACCCAAAGGCACAGGGCCGCCUCCCACCAGGCCCCCGUCCUCUGCCCAUCUUUGGGAACCUUCUCCAGAUGGACAGAAGAGGCCUCUUAAAAUUCUUCCUGAGGCUCCGAGACAAAUACGGGGAUGUCUUCACGGUGUACUUUGGGCCAAGGCCUGUGGUCAUGCUAUGUGGGAUAGAGGCCAUUCGAGAGGCCCUGGUGGACCAAUCUGAGGCCUUCUCUGGUCGGGGGAAAGUUGCUGUUGUUGAUCCAGUCUUCCAGGGAUAUGGUGUGAUCUUCGCCAAUGGGGAACGCUGGAAGACCCUUCGGAAAUUCUCUCUGGCCACCCUGAGAGAUUUUGGGAUGGGCAAGAGGGGUGUAGAGGAGCUGAUUCAGGAAGAAGCUCAGUGUCUGGUGGAGGAACUGCGGAAAUCCCAGGGAGAGCUCCAGGACCCCACCUUCCACUUCCACUCCAUCACUGCCAACAUCAUCUGCUCUUUGGUCCUUGGAGAACGUUUUGCCUACAGAGAUCCUGAGUUCCUGAAGCUUCUGGAGAUGCUUUACCAGACCUUCAUGCUCACAAGCUCCUUCUCCAGCCAGGUGUUCGAGUUCUUCUCUGACAUCUUGAAGUACUUUCCUGGCACACACAGGCAAAUCUACAGAAACCUGCAGGAAAUCAAUGCCUUCAUUGGCCGCAGUGUGGAGAAGCACAGGGAGACCCUUGACCCCAGCACCCCUCGGGACUUCAUCGAUACCUACCUGCUCCACAUGGACAAAGAGAAAUCCGACCCGAACAGCGAGUUCCACCAACAGAACCUCAUCAUCACUGCUCUCUCGCUCUUCUUCGCGGGCACCGAGACCACCAGUGCCACUCUUCGCUAUGGAUUCCUGUUCCUGCUCAAAUACCCCCAUGUCGCAGAGAGAGUCCACAGGGAGAUUGAUCAGAUGAUUGGCUCACAUCGCCCUCCAGCCCUGGAUGACCGAGCCAAAAUGCCAUAUACUGAUGCAGUCAUUCAUGAGAUUCAGAGAUUCGGGGACAUCCUCCCCAUGGGCGGGCCCCACAUAGUCACCAAAGACACUCAAUUCCGAGGGUACAUCAUCUCGAAGGGCACUGAAGUAUUUCCCAUCCUGAGCUCUGCUCUCCAUGACCCACGUUACUUUGAAACACCAGACACCUUCAACCCUGACCACUUUCUGGAUGCCAAUGGGGCACUAAAGAAGAAUGAAGCUUUUAUCCCCUUCUCCUUAGGAAAGCGCAUUUGCCUUGGUGAAGGCAUCGCCUAUGCGGAAUUAUUCCUCUUCUUCACCACCAUCCUGCAGAACUUCUCCCUGGCCAGCCCCGUGGCCCCUGAGGACAUUGACCUCACACCCCAAGUGAAUGGAGUGGGGAAGUUGCCCCCGACAUACCAAAUCCGCUUCCUGUCCCGCUGAGGGGGUUGAAGGAAAGGGGUCAAAGGAUUCCAGGGUCAUGAAGUAUCCCCACCUCUGCAGGGAAUGUCCCCUGACUCUUCAUGUUUUCUUGAUCGGAGAGACCUGUUACAAGCCAGUAUCCUUCCCCCUUCUUGGUUGCCACCUCUUUGCAUUCUCGUCUCCUUUCUUCAUGCUGCAGCUCUUCUGAAUACUCAAGGAGGUUUUUCCUUUCCUCUGGUAAUAGAAUUCCGGGAGUGGUGUAUAUACAGAAACUGGAGACUGUUCAGGGAAACUCAGCACAGGAUUUCUCUGCAGUCUGCCACCCAGGCCAUAGCUCCCCUUGAGUGAUUUCUCCCUUUUCAGAACAACCACAGCCUCCAUUUAUGAUCUCCUUGCGCUCCAUGAGCUGUGCAUCCAUCAUCUCACUUGAAUCUCUCAAUGGCCCCAUGUGGUGGGUACAAUGAUCAUGUGUAUUGUAUAGAUGAGUAAGCAGAGGUGGGCAAAGGCAUCAGUUGUCCGAGGUCACAUGGCUAGUGAGUGGAAGACCAGAUCCACACUCUGUCUCCUUCGCGCUGGAACUCAAACUCUUUACUAAAGCUUCCUCCCCAUAUGUUUUUAAAUUAAGGUGAAAUUCACAGAACAACAACAAAAAAUCAACAAUUUAAAAGAGUGUAAUGUAGUGCUUUCUGUGUCUCUGGAUUUGCAUUUUCUGCAUAUUUUAAUAUAAUGGAAUCACAUAAAAUGUGCCCUUUUGUGACUGACUUCUUUCACUUAACAUGAUAUUUCUGAGGUUCAUCCAUGUUGUGCUCCACUGUAAUCUUCCCGCCUCCUCAUCUUACUGCCUCUCCAUUUUCUUUUUAAUAUGAAAAGGUGUCCACAGCCCACAGGACCCUGGUCUGUGUGAUUAUAAACAGAUGCCUUGGAUUCCCUGAUACUCUCCUUGAAGUCCUCUGUGACACAAAGAAACAUCCAAAGACUGACCUAUCCAGGUCCGGUGGUGAUCUGUGACAUUUUAUGUGUAAACCAUUUACUGUCAGGUCACAACGGAUCUUUCUGGAAGGUAAAUACUUCUCCAUCACCUCAAUGGCAGCUACAUGAAGGCAAUGUGUUGCCUUGUUCAUCACUGUUCUCUCAGUACACGGAGCAGUGUGUGGCAUACAACAAGUGUUGAACAUAUUUGUUGAAGAAUGGCUAAAUUCUGCAAUCCCCAAAACUGCCAACAUGGAGCUAGGUUUUUUCAUCAGCUCAUGUGUCCUCCAUAUCUUCCUCUGUUCUAUUGCCCCGAAUUGGGGUCAUUUGUCCUCACUGGGCACAUUUUGCCCCAAUUCUGCCUGCCAGCAGUUUUUGAUUCUUCAUAUGCCUGCCAGUCUCUGACAAAACGGGCUGAAAGCCAGCCUUGCAAAAACUAGGAAACCAGCCUUCACAUGUCCCACCAGCUGCCGCACCACUCUUUCUCCAGGGAGGCACCCUUUGUUCACGGACAUUGCCCACUAAAAUACCUCAGGCGAGCCAGGGGCUAAUGGGAAAGUGGCUUUGUGACCCAACGGGGAUGCAAAACUUCUGGCCUCUGUAGCACCUGCCAACUUUGGGCUCGCUGUUGCCUCUGGAGAGUUACAAAAAGUUCUGCUAAGGUAAAUGUCUGGUGUAUUGUCUGCCACCAAACACAUAAAAACAACCAACAACAGAGCACAUCACCUUUUAAGAGGGAGAGCAGAUGGAAGGCAGGCACAGCGAGGACCAUGGCCCUCUGGGUGAUUCUGAUCCACACGGUCCUCAUAGGCCUCUUGCUACUCUGGGGCCACCUCACCUUCCAGGGCUGCCUCCCUCCUGCUCCCUGGCCCCUUCUUUGCCUGGGGGAACAUUUUGCAAAUAGACCACAAGGACCAUCUCAAGUCCUUCCAGGCAGUGAGAUGGGGAGGGGAAAGGGUGGGAAGUAAGAUAUGUAGGACGAGAAAAGUUCAUGGGCAGCAAGGUAGUUAGAAAUCAAAGUUGUAUUGUUGUUUUUUUAAAAUUAGUUUCAGGUGUACAACACAGUGCAAUAGUUAUAUUUUUUACACCUC
Hipposideros armiger (great roundleaf bat) is the source of this 3565-nucleotide messenger RNA. Its product is annotated as cytochrome P450 2B11-like. Gene Ontology annotation, biological process: xenobiotic metabolic process; epoxygenase P450 pathway. The record is from RefSeq and is a predicted model, not a curated record. Gene Ontology annotation, molecular function: arachidonate epoxygenase activity; iron ion binding; oxidoreductase activity, acting on paired donors, with incorporation or reduction of molecular oxygen, reduced flavin or flavoprotein as one donor, and incorporation of one atom of oxygen. The transcript has 9 exons. Lineage: Eukaryota; Metazoa; Chordata; Mammalia; Chiroptera; Hipposideridae. Bases 51 to 1526 code for a protein of 491 amino acids. Gene Ontology annotation, cellular component: cytoplasm; intracellular membrane-bounded organelle.